GGGAAACAGGCAAAAUAUGUUUGCCUUGAGAUAUGGAGAAAACAGCAUCGGUGCCGAGAUGUUAGUUUAUUUCUUAAGUUAUGGUUAAGGGUCCUCCAUCCUCGACUAGUGACUAACAUGCAUGGUGUCGGCUGUGAUCAUGCGUCUUUUUCUUUUCUUUUCUUUUGCUUCAUAUUUGGUUCCAGAUAGGAAUUAAUGUCGGUUGCCUGUUCCUGGUGUUUAUUAUUAGAUUGUUUGGGGAUAUGUUUGAAUGGAUGUUAUGGUGGGCUCUUAGGUCACGAUGAGGUCAAGGUUGUCUUGAUUGGGUCGGAAUCGAUCGACUCCGCACUUCGACCUCUUUGGAUCUCAUCUUCAAUUCAUCCUCUCGAAUAACCUCGAAUAACUACAGAUUCAGUUACUCAUAUCGAUGGCUCGAGCCGCGGUUGGGAAAAUGUCCUGGGAAAAAUACGCCCUGCGGCCCGUCCAGGAUGCAUCUCCGGUCACGCUUCCGGUCUUCAUCUACGGCACUGCAUGGAAGAAAGACCAGACGGCAGAUUUAGUGCAUCAAGCUCUUCAGGCUGGUUUCCGUGCAGUGGAUACAGCCGCCCAGCCGAAGCAUUAUCGCGAAGACUUGGUGGGUGAAGGGAUCCGCAGAGCCAUUCACGAUGGGACUGUCCGACGUGAAGAUCUCCAUCUUCAAACCAAGUUCACCUCUGUUCAAGGGCAGAGUCCUGAUAACAUGCCAUAUGAUCCCACGGCGUCGGUGGCGGACCAAGUCCACGCCUCGAUCAACUCGUCAUUUAAGCACCUCCGUCCGUCUGAUGACCCGGAGAGUGCAAAGGAUGCAUACAUCGACAUGCUUAUCCUGCAUUCUCCUUUGUUGACCAUGGCUAAGACUAUAGAGGCCUGGCGGGCAUUUGAGACUUAUGUCCCUCACCGGAUUCGCAAUCUAGGCAUUUCCAACUGCACCUUGCCUGUUCUUAAAGAACUAUUCUCCCAGGUCACAGUGAAACCAGCCGUUGUGCAGAAUCGUUUCUAUGAAGGGACGCAGUUUGAUGUCCCAUUGCGUGGUUUCUGUCGUGACAACGAUAUUAUCUAUGAGAGCUUUUGGACUCUGACAGCCAACCCGGAGUUAGUUCGGAGUGAUUCGGUCCAGUCCCUUGCUGGCCAUGCAGGCAUCAGUCCUGCUGCUGCCUUGUACUCUCUUGUUUUGGGCCUGAAGCAAACCACGAUCUUGAAUGGGACGACAAACAGCGAUCGUAUGGCUGCGGACUUGGCUUCCAUUAAGAAAGUAGAGCGACUGGCCAAGGAACAGCCGGACUGGUGGGAGAAGAUACUUGCUAGCUUUCAAGAGCUCAUUGGCGAUCGUAUAUAGAUAUUCUGAAUAUCAACAUAUCCUCAAC
Messenger RNA from Aspergillus wentii DTO 134E9, 1382 nucleotides. Its product is annotated as putative aldo-keto reductase (AKR). NCBI's taxonomy places the organism in Eukaryota, Fungi, Ascomycota, Eurotiomycetes, Eurotiales, Aspergillaceae. Gene Ontology annotation, cellular component: cytosol. The record is from RefSeq and is a predicted model, not a curated record. Gene Ontology annotation, molecular function: aldose reductase (NADPH) activity. The coding region runs from base 431 to 1354 and encodes 307 amino acids. The transcript is spliced from 2 exons.